Molecule: messenger RNA, 240 nt
Organism: Amoebophrya sp. A120
Lineage: Eukaryota; Dinophyceae; Syndiniales; Amoebophryaceae
Source: the annotation of a GenBank genome assembly
CAUAGGAAAAGCAAGGGGCCAGCUGAUAGAAAAAAUCAAAGGAAUCCGCACAGAAUCAGGAGACGUAAUGGAUUGCCCCUGGUCAGCCCUAUUAGCAGUAGCCAGAGCGAACUUCUACAAGUACUCGGCGACGUUGGAGGCACUGCUGAUCGACAACGAUUUCUCCUGCCAGAUCUACAAGAAGACGCUUACGGCGCUGCUAGCAGAAGCAAAAAAAUGCCUGCCGCUGAUUAUAAAUCC